GCGCGGAGUACGUCUUGCUGGGACACAGAGGAGGUCUGCGCUCUGGUCUAAGGGGCGGUCGGGUGUCUUCUGCGCUCGCCCCACACCCGCGAGGCCCGUGCCGCCCGACCCAACGGCGGAGCCGCCCAGCGCCUCCCGUGGCACCCGCUCGCUCCUUGCUGGGGCGGGACGUGGCCCUACGGCUCCGGACACUAUGGCGGCCAGCCACUGGGUCACACCCUUGGUAUGCAGAUGGCAUGUCAUUCUUUUACAGCCGGGCUGUGAGUUUUCCAAGACUCUCAUCAUCUUUCCUUAUACGUCCCAUCUUUACGUCGUCUCUCUGCUCUAACAUGUUAGAAGAUGAAGUCACAAGAAGUCACACCACAGACCCAGUGAUGCCGCCCUAGGUUCUGCCACCCUGCGGCCUCCCUUGUUCGUUGUUCCUAAGUUCUGCUUCCCCAUUCAGCCUUGGGGCAAGGACACCCUGCAGCCAAGUUCUUUCCCACUUGAGGACAUGGCCCCCCCUUCCAGCAGUCUCCAGGACUUCAUUCCUCACCUCCACCCGAGGCUACAUCCUCACGGUCUUUUCCGUGCCAGUUCCUGCCAGCAUUCUCACACAAAGUCUUCGAAGGCUCUCGCUUUCCCUUCCGCUCUCCGAGGCCUUGUCUUCCCCACACCAGAAUCACCCUCCACCGUCUGUUCCCAGCUGCGACGGCUUCUCCAGCAUUCUCCUGGGAAGUGUCCCAGCUGGACCCACUCCUCUGCCCCGAAGCCUUCAUGUCUUCAGAGUGAAACAUCUUUCAACCUAAUAUCAGAGAAAUGUGACAUUCUAUCCAUUCUUCGGGAUCAUCCUGAAAACAGGAUUUACCAGAGGAAAAUCCAGGAACUCAGCAAAAGAUUUACCUCAAUCCGAAAGACCAAAGGAGAUGGGAACUGCUUCUACAGGGCCUUGGGCUAUUCCUACCUGGAGUCUUUGCUGGGCAAGAGCAGAGAGAUCCUCAAGUUUAAAGAGCGUGUGCUCCAGACUCCAAAUGACCUCCUGGCUGCCGGCUUUGAGGAACACAAGUUCAGAAACCCCUUUAAUGCCUUUUACAGUGUGGUGGAGUUGGUAGAGAAGGACAGCUCAGUGUCCAGCCUGCUGAAGGUGUUCAACGACCAGAGCUCCUCGGACCAGAUCGUGCAGUUCUUGCGGCUACUCACAUCAGCCUUCAUCAGGAACCGCGCUGACUUCUUCCGACAUUUCAUAGAUGAGGAAAUGGACAUCAAAGACUUCUGCGCUCACGAAGUGGAGCCCAUGGCCAUGGAGUGUGACCACGUCCAGAUCACAGCUCUGUCUCAGGCCCUCAACAUCGCUCUGCAGGUGGAGUACGUGGACGAGAUGGACACCGCUCUGAACCACCAUGUGUUCCCUGAGGCUGCCAUACCUUCCGUUUAUCUGCUCUAUAAAACAUCCCACUACAACAUCCUGUACGCAGCUGAAAAACACUAAUUUUAGGCCAUGCCGGAGCCUGUCACCUAAUGGACUGCAUUCUGAAUGGAACCUUCUGACUUGGCAAUUUUUUUAAUUGAUUUAGACAACUAGAAAACAUACAGCCUUUUGGGUAAAGCCACUGAACUGAGACCUGUGCCCACUAUGGACUGUCAUGACUUAAUAGGAAUUUUAGUAUUUAUUUUGAUAGAUGAUGUAAUGCCUGCAAACUCUGGACCGGAAAGCCAGGAACCCUGUCUAUGUAUCCGUUUACUGUAAGAACCUCGUUGGACCUAUUUAUUUACUGGGAAGAGGUUCCUGGCAGUGUUGAUGUGAUGUUGUGUGAAAAUGGGGAUAUAUGGUUAGUCUUCACCAGGGGCAGUGGCCCUCAUAGGGAAGAAAAACUCAGGUCAGCUGCCAUAUUCAGGUGACUUACCGGACCUAUGAAGAGUUCAGCCCUACUGUGUUGGUGGGUAAUGGUAGACAACUGUCUGAAUGUGUAGUGUCAUUCAUAGUGAGAGAGAGAGAGAGAGAGACUUUUAUACCAAAGUCCAGAAAAGGACUUUAGCCUUCAGCAUGAAGCUCAGGUUGUGAGGUUCUUCUACCUCAGGACCAGAACUCCUGACUUUGGGGGACAGGCCUUUCAGGGUUCUGCCGUCAACCUCACCUGGAUAAGGCUUGACAAAGAUAAAGGCCUGUACCUGAGUCAGUGUGUUCAUGUCGUCAUCCCCAGUGAAUCCUAGAAGCAGCGUCUAGGUGAGUCAGCAGGGUAGGGCGUAGCAUGGAAACAAGGGCAGCGCUAGGCUCCUCAGUUUCCCCAGUCCGGCUCUGGAGGCAGCGAGGCAGGAAAGUACAGACAAGCCAUUGCGGCAGGGGCGUUUCCGGUGCUGGCAGCAGCCUCCUCCUCUGCACGUGCCCCCUAAUAGCCCCCUUUUCAUUUGUUGCCUCCAGACCUUCAGGAGUGCCCCUGAGGACACCGUGGGAAAGUCAGCCUCCAACUGGGUUGAGGCACUAGCUAGCCAUGCCUUCUGUAGGACAGCCAUGGAACCACCCGCUGGUACCCUUCCUUGGGUGCAAAGUCCCCCCUACCACAAUGUUUCAUUCUGCAGGGAUAAAGGCUGCUGGGGCUACUGUGAGGGCCUACGACAGUCUGCACACAAGACCAGAAGGAUCCUGAGUCUUACACAAAUCUUGGACCUCUAUCUUUUGCUUGGUGUAAGUCAAAAGGACCCAGGUGUCUGGGCAGUGUGGGAACCAAGGCCAACAUUUAGAUCCAAGGGCUCCAGCUAAGUGAGCCUGUCACUGGCACAGGAGUGUAAAUCUGGUCUAUUGAUUUGUUAAGUGUCCUGCCCCUAUCUGGGUAUGAGCGUUGGGGUCUAUGACAAGGACUCCAGAAGAGCAGGGGCCCAUUUCCGUGUCUACCUUCAGCCAGACUAUUCACUUCCCGGCUGAAUGGUAUGAGCACAGGAUGCCUGCCUGGGCUGCUCCGAGUUCAGAUGAGUCUAGGAACAGGGCAAUGGGGAGACUUGGGAACAUGUUAAACCUGGUGGCCCACAGCAGUUCCUAACUAGGCUACAGCAACAGGUCAUGCCAGCGUACCUGCUUUCUGAAUGACUCCUGCACCCCUACAGCCACCUCUUUCUAGACAAAACACUGGAAGCACAGGCGCUUUAAGGUCAUCUUUGCCAAUGCUUGUGCGUUCCUCACGUUCCCAGAGGCAACAACUAGCAGGCGCAAUAACAGAGCAGUGUGCCUGCUCUGGCUGUCUUCCUACAACAGGAGAGACUGUGCUAGGGUCAGCUGCCCAAGUGAGUCUCAACUGUGGAACCUUGCCCAAGCCAUUUCACCGCUGAGCUUUGGAAGCAGAGGAGCAUGCCUCAGAAGUGAGUGGCUUCCCUAAGUAGGAGCCAUAGGCGAGCAGUGCAACAGGUCUAAGAGCCAAGUAUACAGCUAGCCUGGGACAGCGGGGCUUGGGGUUCAGUGAGUGCCCAAGGCCAAGCCCUUCAGCUUCCUUCAGAUGAAAACAUCAUUCGUAGCAUUAAAACAGUAUCUAUCUUUCA
Molecule: messenger RNA, 3507 nt
Organism: Myodes glareolus (Bank vole)
Lineage: Eukaryota; Metazoa; Chordata; Mammalia; Rodentia; Cricetidae
Gene: Otub2
Product: OTU deubiquitinase, ubiquitin aldehyde binding 2
Biological process (GO): protein K11-linked deubiquitination; protein K48-linked deubiquitination; negative regulation of double-strand break repair
Cellular component (GO): nucleus
Molecular function (GO): cysteine-type deubiquitinase activity; ubiquitin binding
Source: RefSeq, a predicted model, not a curated record